UUUCAAGGAAACAGCGUGGCGUUUUCUUCGGCUGCGUCGGCAUGGUAUCCCUGUGCUGUUGGCUGCCGUGCCGCGCAUGGCAAGCUCGGACCCGGCCGAUUUGUCAAUGCGAUGACUGCAGCAGGGCGCUAUUCUUCCUCCUUUCCGAAGGUCUGGAGAUUUUGGGCCCCUGCUGCGUGCCCGAGCUGUUGGUGAGCCUGGGCAUGUGCAAUCGCAGGCUGAGGGCCGCCAUCCUCGCGGACUGCGGCUUCGAAGGCACGCGGCAGCUGGCCUUUGCGGCGGCGGCGGGGCAUCUCUGCCAGCGGGGGAACUUCAUUUACUUCAGCCGUGGUGGGGGCGUGGUGUGCCGGGAGUCGCUGGACUUCCUCUCGCGCGCCGCGCGGGUGGCCAAGCGCUUCCGGGCGAAGGUCCACAUUGACGCCCACGCAGGAGUCCACGCACCUGGACGCCUGCUGGCGAAGAGCGUCUCGGAGACCCGGGUCCAGGCAGUGCUGCUGAGCCUGGCGCAUGAGGGCCUGUCGGCCAGCCAAAUCACCUUCACCGCCUGGGGUAAAGAGAUCGCCUUGGCCUGGCCGGACGAGUGCAUGGCGCGUGCCGAGCUCUUCUUCCAGCUGGGCGGCCGGGAAAUCCCGCCGCGGCCCCGCUACUACCAGAGCCGAAGCUGCGAACUCCGCGACGGGCUCGAGACGGCGGCGGCUUGACCGGUCCGCUCCCCCCGCUCGUCGAGACCUGGGACCAAACGCGCGAAAGUUGCAGCCGAGCCAGAGAAACGUGGAAACACACAUCGGAACCCCCCA
Messenger RNA from Effrenium voratum, 797 nucleotides. Lineage: Eukaryota; Dinophyceae; Suessiales; Symbiodiniaceae. The record is from the annotation of a GenBank genome assembly.